AUGUCUUCCUCUACCACGUCGCUUUACAAUCAUAUAUCAAAGCCGGUGACUCAUAUGUUACCACAUUAUGAUGUGAUUGUAGUAGGUUCUGGUUAUGGAGGUGGUAUUGCGGCUUCUCGUAUGGCUAGAACUGGGAAACGGGUUGCAUUAUUGGAGAGAGGCCGAGAACGAUGGCCAGGAGAAUAUCCAGAGAAAUUUGUCGAUACAGUCAAAGACCUUCAUGUAUCAAAAAAUAAUCGGGAUUAUGGAAACAAGCUUGGAAUGUACCAUGUUUAUUUGGGUAAUGAACAAGAUGCGGUUGUUGCAAAUGGUCUUGGUGGAACGUCCUUGAUUAACGCUAAUGUUGCAUUAGAAGCUGAUGAAAAUGUAUGGAAAAUGAAUUUAUGGCCUAAAGAAAUUAAGAAAAGUGAAAUAGAAGAAGGAUAUAAUCGAGCACGUCACAUGCUUGAACCUAAUCCAUACCCAGAAGAUUGGCCAGAACUACCAAAACUCACAAUACUCGAAGAACAAGCCACCUUAAUGGGUUACAAAGAUCGUUUCUAUCGACCACCAAUCACCGUCCACUUCAAACGAGGUGUCAAUAAUGCAGGUGUCUACCAAAAAGCGUCUACUCUAACUGGCAACGAUGCCACUGGAGUGAAUGAUGGCAGCAAAAAUAGUACGCUGAUGAAUUAUAUCCCGGAUGCGUGGAACCAUGGUGCCGAUAUUUUUUGUGAAGUAGUUGUGAAACGCGUGAAACAAAAUAAGAAUGGGAAGUGGGUUGUUUAUUAUGAGUGGUUAGGGGAUCCACGAUGUAAAUUUAGCACAGAUUUUGAGAAUUCGCAAUUUUUUGUUACAGCUGAUAUGGUUUUUCUUGCUGCUGGUACUUUGGGCACUAAUGAGAUUAUGUUGAGAUCUCGAGCUUAUGGGUUGAAAACAAGUAAAAAUUUGGGUAAAGGGUUUAGUGGAAACGGUGAUAUUUUAGGUUUUGGAUUUAAUACCAAUAGAGUCUGCAAUGGUAUAAGCAUGGGUUGCAAAGACCCACAAGGAUUCAAAAAAAAGGUCGGUCCCUGCAUCACUGGAGUCAUUGACAUGCGGACACCUGUCGACAAUGUAUUAGACGGAUUCGUAAUUGAAGAAGGAGUCGCACCAGCAGCAAUCGGACACAUAUUCAAAUCGUUACUAACUACGAGUUGCGCUAUAAACGGCAAAAAGCCAUUAAAGCUCACUUUUUCUGACAGAGCACAAAAAAGCUGGCGCCGUUUUUUAACUCCAUUCACUGGUAUCUACGGUGGCGUAUUGAAUCACACGCAAACAUAUCUGAUAAUGUCACAUGAUGACGGAUCUGGAGAAUUCGAGUUUAAGAAUGAUCGACUUCAGAUGGGAUUUAAAGGUGUUGGAAAAACCAAACAGAUUGAUCAUCUGAAUAAAAUUUUGGAGGAGGCGACGCAUGUGUUGAAUGGGACUUUCAUUCCUGAUCCUAUUUGGACGAAGAUAUUUAAAAAUUCGUUGGUGACUGUGCAUCCUCUUGGCGGGUGUAAUAUUGGGAAAGAUGCACAGUCUGGCGUGGUUAAUCAUAAAGGACAGGUUUUCAAAGGAAAAGAAGGCACAGAAGUGUACGAAGGACUUUAUAUUUGUGAUGGAUCAAUUGUUCCCACAUCUCUUGGCGUGAACCCAUUCUUUACUAUUUCUGCACUUGCGGAACGAAUAUGUGAAAAAGCAGCAGAAGAUCAUAGAUGGAAGAUUGAUUAUCAUGAAGUAACAAAGCCGAUAGAUUUCGAGCAUCCUUUAAUAGUUCAUGAAAUACCGGUGGAUAUGAUAGAGCGAGAAGGAAGAUAUCUAGAAACUAAAAAAGGAGGAUUAUUAUUCUCGGAAGUGAUGAAAGGGUAUUUCUCAACUGAAGUUAUUGAUCUUGACUACGGAGAAGAUGUUUAUCAAAUUGCUGAACUUCAAGCAAUGACUGCUGACUCAACGAUGGCAUUCUUAAUUUCAAUCAUUGCCUACGACGCCGAAACUCUAGUACGCAUCGAGAACCAUUCAGCUGAAUUAUUCGGAACAGUCACAUGUCGAGCACUUUCGCCCGACCCUUUAAUCAUAACUACAGGCUCGUUCCGUCUACUGGUUGAUGAUGUGACUGGCGUAGACAAUUGUAAAAUGAUGUACGAUUUGGAUCUGUUAAGCUCCGACGGCGAUAAAUAUAAAUUCGAGGGUUAUAAAAUCGUAUCUAACACACUUUUCCGUAAGGGAUGGAAACAGACGACUACUUUAUACGUGACGGUGAAGAAGAAGGAAACCGGACAAGUCGUUGGUCUUGGAUUGUUGCGUAUUGGGGCUUUGGAUUUUGCGACUACUCUUACUAGUCUUAAGUCAACAGCUCCCACUUUCCGUGGUAGACUUGUCAAUUACGCGCAAUUUACAAAUUUCUUCUGGGGUCGUAUGGUAGCACAUUAUUGUCCAAUUUUUCUUCCACUAAAAUAUCCUGAAGAUGCACUUCCUAUAAAACCAUUCAAAAAAUUGUCGCAAACAGAAACUUAUAAGGUCAUUGCCAAAGAUGGUGUUCAAUCGUUGUUGACUCGAUAUAAGGGUAACGGAAAAGGAAUUCAUCAUCUAAAAGGACCUGUACUUUUGGUUCAUGGUGCUGCAAUGACUCAUGAAAUGUGGACAACAACUCUACUUGAACAUACCAUAGUCGAUGUUCUCCUUGAAGAUAAUUACGAUGUCUGGCUAAUCGAUUAUCGAAUGUCCCCAAUCAAUAAAGCAUCGCAUGAACAGCAUACGGUCGAUUCAUUCCGUUUAGAUAUCGCAGCUGGUGUUGAUAAAAUUUGCGAAGUAACUCACGUUGAAAAAAUUGCAAUUAUUGCUCAUUGCGUUGGAUCGAUAGCUACUUUUAUGGGAUUAUUGGAUGGUACUAUAAAAGGUGUUGGUUCUCUAAUUGUGUCACAAGUAGGAAUGCAUCCCACCUUUGCACUAUUCAACAGUGUCAAAGCACGUCUCGGCCUAAUCUACAUAUGGAAAUAUAUUUUACGACAAACCUUUUUUGACAUGCGAACCUCCAAAAAAACCGACAUUUUCAAUCGCAUCAUCAAUCAAAUGCUCCGAUUUGUCCCAGUUGGCCACGGACAAGUAUGUCGUGGCGCUGAGUGUCAUCGAGCAAGUUUCGCGUAUGGAUUAAUUUGGCGACACGAACAUCUUAGUCAACAAAUUCACGAUCACCUCGGCGAUGUCGCCGCGCAUGUUAAUGUGACUACAAUGACUCAACUUUUGUCGAUUGGGCUGAAGAAGAAACUCGUUGAUGCGAAGGGCAAGAAUGUGUAUGUUAUUGAAAAGAAUGUUAAGGAGAAUUUGAAUUUCCCGAUCACUUUUAUUCAUGGUGAUAAGAAUGCAGUCUAUAGUCCAGAAUCCACAAAGAAAUCAUUUGAAGUAUUACGAGAAAUCAAUGGACCGGAUUUAUAUAAACGCUGGGAGAUUGACAAUUAUGGACACCUCGACACUUGGUGGGGUAAAAAGUCACAUGAAGACAUUUUCUUCCGCGUCACUGAUCAUUUACGAGAUACCGCAAGUCAUUACGGAUAUCAACCGGGACACUUUCAACGGUUAGAAAAAUCAGCCGCCGCGAAAAUUGAUAAUAUUAUUCAUGUUGGUUCUUCGAGAAAUAACAAAGGUAGUGAUUAA
This is a messenger RNA of Ambispora gerdemannii, 3651 nucleotides long. The record is from the annotation of a GenBank genome assembly. NCBI's taxonomy places the organism in Eukaryota, Fungi, Glomeromycota, Glomeromycetes, Archaeosporales, Ambisporaceae.